Messenger RNA from Pomacea canaliculata, 6831 nucleotides. RefSeq lists its product as uncharacterized. The record is from RefSeq and is a predicted model, not a curated record. Bases 540 to 1373 code for a protein of 277 amino acids. The transcript is spliced from 6 exons. Gene Ontology annotation, molecular function: protein binding. NCBI's taxonomy places the organism in Eukaryota, Metazoa, Mollusca, Gastropoda, Architaenioglossa, Ampullariidae.
CGAGCUGUUGUGGCGGCGCCACCAUCGUGACCGCACGGACGUGGCCUAACGGCGAACACUUGUAGCGAGCGUUAGCGAGCAUCUUGCCCACCUGCCCCGCACAGGGACUCCUCGCCCGCCAACCAGCGGUGGAUGCUGACAGCAAAGUGGGCUAACAUUCGAGAUAAGAAAAACUCGCGUUGAGUAACUGCAUCAUUUGGCUUCGUUUCGAAUUUGGGAAGAUAGGCUUCCGAGAAAAAGUUGAAACAAAAUCUGUUUGAUAUCUGAAGUGUUUUCUAGAGAGACAACGAGUGAGAGAAGGAGCUAGAUUCGUUUGAUUGUUUCAGUCGUCUUAAAGAGAUGCUUUGGCUACCUCUCUGCUUGCACGCUAAUAGAGCGUUACGAGCCGGAGCAUAGUCUACUCUACACGAAGUUCACGUGUGUGUGAAAAAAAAAAAAAGGACCGCUAGUCUUGAGUGCACGUGUGUGUGCUGGUGCGCGCUCGCGCGGAACUCCGUGAUACAGAGGAUUUAUAACACCUGCGGGAGGGUAACAACAAAAUGACAAGUCGGCAGUGGUUGUCACGUGGAGGAGUGACCACAGUCCCUGUCUCUCACGACAGACCGGCAAGUGGCUACCUAGGGAUUGUUUCCUCAGAACAGGAACACAGAGAAAGGCAGCUGAAGCGAUUUUCCGCCAUGCAGAACAGCGAGCAGCAUAAACAUCCAGAGCACGCCAUACUGGACAUCCCUGAACCAGACUACGACCCUGAUGCUCAGGAAGGAUCACGCAAUUCCAUUGCCUUUGUGGAGAAAUUCAAAAAUGUCAUUUGCAACAUCCACAUAGAGGAACUGUACAGAAACAUUCCAGAGCCAGAUCCGGACUACCAGAAUGAUAAUGAUGAUGACCUGCCCCCAACCCCAUCCCCUCUUGGCACAGAGGAAGUAUCUCAGUCCUCAAGCAGCAACACCUCUGCCACCGCUACCUCCUCCAAUUCAGGACCAACCAUCAUCAGAGUCAAAAAUGGUAGUAUAAGUUCCCUUGAAGAUGAAGGAGAACAGAUACAGCCUCGCAAACUGUCCAACCCUUGUGUGGAGUCUCGUGAACGGCAAGCUCUGCACAAAGAACUGCUGAUGAAUUACAGGCUGGGCAAGGAUGUGCUAAAGAAGCCAGAGCUGGAGAAGAUGAUGCAGAUGAGGAAGGAUGCACAGAAGCGGAAAGAGUGGGAGGAGCAGAAGGCGAGCAAAAGGACUAGCUUUGAGCUCAUGAUGGAGGAGAGAGCCAAUCGGCUGAAGGCAGAUGAAGAUAAAAUGAAACCAAUUCAGGAGAAGGAAGACAGCGCUCCAGAAUUACUACGCAUACACCGCAAGAUCACCAGCAAACCCCCAUCUUAAUGCCUUUUUACCCCUCAAGCUCUUUCGUGACCAUAUUGACAUGGCUGUCUGUGAAACACCUCAUUUUAUUUCCCUACCUUCCCUCUCAUGUUGCACUUGGUGUCCUGGGUGGAAAUUGCUACAGUGCGAGUGAUUGAAAAUCACCAAAUGUGCUUUGUUUUCAAUGUAAAAAGUUUUAUUCAUGCAUCUUGGGACAGUGGAGAAAGCUUCUGGUCAUGCUGCUUGGAUAAUGACUUGGUUUGUGUGCUUUUGCAAAGUUUGCCUGGAUGAUUAUGGGCUUCCUGGAAAGCCACGGUUUGUGACAACGAUAAAAGCAGAUGAAACUAAUGUGAUGAGUUCUAACUUGUGAUUCUUAUCUCGCAAGAAGAAAUGGCUAUGACAAGACCAUCAUCUUUCACCGCAGGAUGAAUAAUGUUUAUCAAGGGGAACAAAACUAGAUUUGGCCUGCACAGUUGGUGCCUUGUUCUUUCUCUUCUCGUCACCAUGCUCCCACCCACUAGUGUUCAUCCUACCCUGUUCUCAUUUGUACUUCCAUUUUCAUUGGAGCCAGCAGAAGAAAACCAACGGUGGGAAGGUAUGGCCAGGAAAAUGACCACAGUGAAAUGGCGGGACCACAGGUGCCUCACGACUCGCCACCAGCUUGACUGCUCAGAAGCUGGAGAACUUCAAGCCACAAAUAGAAAGAGAGUUAUUCAUUACACUGCCAGCUUCAUCUGAGAGCAAAGAGAAACUUCAUUGAUCUACCACAAAAUGAAUUUUUCUUUAUGGUUCUGGUAUGUUUCACUCACAGAUAACUUUGAUGUUUGCAUGCAGGUGACUCUGAGUAGGGAAAGUGCCGGUAAAUGCCAAUUUUUAAUUGUUUCAAAACAUGUUAUUUUUGAAUGCCAGUUUUUUUGAAUGUCUUUUGUAAAAAUGACAGUUUGAGCUAUACUGAUUUAGUAAAAUUUGCACAAUUCAAGUUAGCUGUCUGUCUCAAACUGAAAGAUUUUUACUUUUGGAACUGCAGUUUAUGACAUAGAUAAUUGUUAGUGAGAAAGCAAACCUUUUAAAUAGCACAAUUUAUGCUGAAACAAAAGUUUUUAAAAAAAGAUGCAAGGAGAGGCUGUAUUAUUUCUGACAAUGGUUACAAGAUGUUCAAAAUAACUAUACCAGAAACCGAAGCAAUGACAUGCAUGCGAGAGACAUGCUAGUGUGAUUUGAGGCUCCAGAAUACUUACUAAUAUUAGUCCUGAUGCCUUUAGGACAGGCAGUAGUUUAUAAGAAGGCACCAGGGAAUAAAAAAAUUUUUUGUCAAUUUUUACCAAUAGGGAAAUCUAGAUCUUGCAAACAUGUAGAGGAUUUUACGGCAGUUCAGUUUUACAAAGAAUACAUAGAUGUAACUACAGCUUUGUGUACAGCAGGCUCAGCGUGCUGCUUGCUUGUUAGAGUUCUUUGCAAAGGGGAGAUUGUUCACACACGGCUGAAAACCAAGUUCAUUGACACAAGGACACUUUAUUUUUGUCAGCAAUAUGUUAUCCUUAGAAAAGUCCCCACCAUGGUUGGCUAUCUGUUAACAAUUUCUAAUCCUUAUUGAUUAGCCAAGAUUUCCCAUUAUUUUGUAAUGCACAGUUUACAGUCAGUGAUGAAGGUCAAACCACACUGUUAACUUUCCUUUUCAGCUCUUCUUUCGCUGGAGUGUGUGUGCACACACACACACAUUCACAUUCACACUCUUUUCACACAGUUUUUUUAGCCUCAUACCUCAUGCCUGCUUGCUUCUGUUGUACGUCCUGCCCUGAUCUAGUUCUAUAUGUAGUCUUUAUAAAGAUGCUAUUUCAAAUAACAGGUGUAUUAAAGAAAACAAGCCUUUAAUUAAUGUGACCAUGUAAUCUGUCAUCUGGAUUUAUAAUGAGCUGUAUGUGCCUCCACCAUUAUAAGUUCUGUUGUGCCCCCUAAGCAAAAAAUAAAGCCAGAUGCUGUGGUUCAAGGAUCUACAGCCAAAAGCUGUCUCAUGUAAAAUCAUGUUUUUUCUGCCAUAUGCUGUUCUUGUAAGAUAGUUUUUCUGUGUGAGAGAGAUUCAUGUACAUUAAAUCUAUAUUUUUCAGAAAUCCCUACUUAUCUGCUAAAUGAGAUUUCAAAACUCUUGGAGUAAACGUGAAGAUUUUCUUUAUGUUGCAUGUUUAUAUCACAUUUCAAUUUUUUGUUUUUAAAUCUUUUAGCUAUCUUUGCCAUAGCACCUUAAUGUACAUAUGUAGCCUGAUUAUAUGUAUGUAUUUUGUUCAAGCUACCAUUAUGUUUUAAUAGCAAAUUAGCAGGCUGCUCUGUGCCAAGCAUCUAUGAGCAGCUGCUGUCUGUGUGGACCAGUCCUGCCCUUGCAUUUUCUAAAAUGCCCCUAAGAGAUGCAUAUUCCCAUGGAUGGACAUUUGUUGACCAGCCUUAUGUAUACACUUUAUUUGAGAAUGUAGUUUUGGUGCUAGCGUUUUGUUAUUUGAUUUUUGGAUGGAUUUGGUUUUUUUGGGUUUUUUUUUUAAGUUAAAAAAUUGUUGGUGCUCCUUCUUUGUCCAGUGAUCUUGUAAUUUUCAUGUGCAUGCUGACUACAGCACUGUUUUACUUGUCUGUAAUCAAUUAGGUACAUUUACUUGUCUGUUAUCAAUACAUUUACUUUGCAGAAAGUUGUCAGAAUUUUUUCAAAAUUUCAGUUCUAAUGCCUGAUAAAGUAUAUAUUUUUGGGUUUGUAUUUUUUAGGCUGCUGUGAGGUUUGAUAAGCAGCAGUCUAGUAAAUUUGUUUUAAUGGAAAAAACACUUCUCAUAAAGAACGUAAUGUAAAGUCUGCUAAUUGUUAACAUACUAUAAUUACAGUAACAUACUCAGUAACAUACUGGUUACAGAAGGAUAAGGCAUUCGAAAAAAAUAUAUGUGCACAUGCUAUAGGACCCUGAAUGAAGAAUUUUGGAGGGAUUUUUUUUUUUUUGGUCAUGCUUUGUUUUUUGCAUCAGAAUGUUAAAAUAAAAACUCUUGUUAUUCUUCUCUAGGGUUUCCCCCCCUUGAUUUUUGGUUGAAAUUCCCCCUUUCCCAUAAGUAUGCUGGUUUUGUGCUUCCAUGUCAGUGGUUUUCUGGGUUUCAAGAUUCUUUUUUUUCUGCCUUAACAAAAGUAACAAAGGUGGAUCUUUGAAAUAUGCUGCACAGUUGAAAGUGUUUGAAUCUUUUGUAUGUGUGAAUGUUUUGCAAUGGAACUGGACAAUAAUGUUACAAGAGAGGAUACAUGUGCUCUAUAUUUUGGUUUCUAAUGAUAGAGAGCAGGUAUCUAACUUUUGUAUGACAGAAGGUGUUCUCCAUUUGUUGUACAACCAUCUGUGACUGUAAGGAGAACAUUGUUUAGAAACCCUGAACUUCUGAGAAGCUAUUUAAUUUUCAUCUGAUACUUUUAUUGAUAUCAAAAGGCAAAAUUUUGAGACUUUGCAGCGUUCCAAUUAAGCCUGUUCUCUGCCACACUGUUUAGUAGUCAUUUGCCACUUCUUGACCCUUUAGACACACAUAGGACUCCUACAGUCCAACAUAGUUUGUGUAACUUGGCGCUUACCUUACCAUACUUCUACACAAAAGCUCCACAGACAAAGGUUUUUUCCCCACCAUAUCCUGUGAGGAUCAAACCAGCUUCAGGAUGCUCACAGAUUUACUGCAACCCUGGAGCUUUUUCAAGUUCUAGCUUUUUUUUUAAAUUCAGUUUUACUUACUUUCUAUUUGGUAGGUAUGAUGCACUAGUUUAAUGAUGUUUCCAUAUUCAUCUCUCUAAACCACUUAUAGCAUGUUCCUUCAGGAAGUGCACCAUUUAUGACCAACAGGUGGAUGGGAAUUGCCUUCAAAUCAUUUAGAGAAGAUGAGAUAGAGAUUUAAUACUCUAAGCUGAAAAAUUGCAAUGGGCUUUUGAUAAGCAUCCAUUUCCUCAUGGGUACAUGACAGGCCUAUAAAGAAUCACAAAGUUACUUCCUGGUAAGCCAGGCACUUAGAAAACUUGAAACUAUUCCUAAAGAACAGCUUAGAAUUGUUUAUAUUAAUAACUCUAAUAACCAUAAGGUUCACGGGCCUAAAAGAUACCUAAUGUGUCUUUAUGUAAAGUCACGCUAUCUGAUAAUGGCCAUCACCUUCAUUGGAGCAAAUCUUUCAUGUAUCAUUUCACCACCACCACAGAAGUUGAAAGAACAUGUGGCCAGACUUUUUUUUAAUCCCAUAUGAUUUUUAAGACUUUGUGGGGGUGGGUGGGGCAGCUGGAGGGGAAAGGAAGUAAAGAAUAUUUGAUUGGGUAAAUGUACCUUAAAGUUGUUUUAUUAUAUUGUCAUGAUCUUUGUUCCUGCACAUAAUGUCUUACAUGUCACACUUCAUAAAUGUCCACUAGCUGUAGAUUAAUCAUGCCACAAAUGCCUUUAAGAAUUUAGUUUUGGAAGUUUGUUUUUGCAACUUUUUAUUCUGGGGGAACUCAUAGAGGUUUAUGGUAAAAGAAUAAAGUUUAUUGCAAUACUGGGCAUAAACUGUAUGAAAAUCAAACAAAAAAUAAACCACACAAAUUGCUCUCAAUAAGUUAACAUAUCCUAAAGUGUUAUUAAUAUGGUAAUAUAGUGGGCUCAGUGAUGUUGAGUAAGCAGCAAUGCAUCGAUUAGAAUCGAUAACCACACUGCACUUUACAUUAGGGUUUAUUUCAUGGCUGCUAUCUGUAUUAUAUGCUUUUUCUUUACACAUUUUACAGUGUGCAGAAAUAUGUUCAUAUGGUUUUAUAGUAGCAGUAAAAACCACAUAAUGACUACCAGCCUUUAGCUAACUAGCAGACUAAUUUUUUUUUUUUUAACCAAUUCUGUUCCACAAUUAUGUGCACUUUUUAGAGAUUGGGACAGACAAAAUUGUUAUUGCUUUAUGAUCUGCAUUUUGUUGGACCUUUUAAAAUUUUUCUGAAAAGAACUGAAAAUGUUAAAAUAUAUUUAAAAAAAUCAGAGUACUCAUAUUUUGAACUGCAGAAUAUUAUUUCAGUAUUUAAUUGACCAGAAUUUAUAUACAAGCCUUGUUUCUGGCUUCAGUGAUUAAAACUUUGUCUGCAUUUUUUUCAAGGAAUUGAUUUUUGCAGCUGUCCUUUAUUAACAUGCAAAAAAAUAGUAUCGUGCUGUUGGUUUCUCAUGGGAAGUUUUUUGUUCCUUAAAAGAAAGCUAUUUGGUCAAUGAUAUGAAACAUUAAAAUUUAUUUUCUACCAUAAUAAUGUCGAUUCAUGCAGGUCAUCAAGUGUCUUAUGGUCCUGUAUGUUUGAAAAAAGGAAAUUUGGUUCAUCGUGUUCUUAAAGAGUGUUUUAUUUGACAAAGCUCCUGCUAAAUAUUUCUUUAAACUGAUCUGUAAUUUCCAGCUAAAUAUCAAAAUCCCUCCCCUUCCAAAAUUGCCAUGAUAUAGCCUUAGUUGCUGGCAUGGCAUAAAACACCAAAAAACAAACAAUCCCCUUCCA